AUGCGAGCGAAAACAACUUUGGCGCAGCGUCUACCAGCAGACAUGGAAGAUAAGGUUGUCAAAUUCCAUCGGUUUGUGCUGAGGGCCCGGUGACGUCAUAUCUACUACGAGUUAAGCCACACCUUUUUUUUAUUCACCACAAUGCAGGACUAACAUAAGAAAGUUCUCCAUCAGUUUCCAAGGUCCUAAAUUUCUUAACUCUCUUAGUUUUGAAAUUCGAAAUGCAACAAGUGCCGCUUCCUUUUUGCUGUAAGCUGAAAGCGUUCCUCUUAUCAUAAAUAGUAAUUUAUAUAAAUAUAUAUAUAUAUAUAUGUAUGUAUUUAUGUAUUUUUUUCUUCCUUUGCUCUUUUAUUUCCUUUUUGUCAUUUCGAUUUUUUUAGCCUAGAACUAUGAUUAGUACGACUAUCUAAUAUAAUUAUUUUAAGAUUUACUGUAGCUCUACCAUUGAUUUUCCCAUGUGUAAUUAUGAUAAUAUUUUGUUCUAAUUAUCUAACUGAGGGAGCCCAUUCCUUAUAAGCCCGGUGGCUUCUCUUGGGCUUCCUCGCCAUGAGAGUUUAAAUAAUCAAAUUUUAUUUGAUUUGUACAAUUUUUGGCAAACAAAACAAUAAACAAUAAAAAAUAAACAUGGACGAAACUCCCAUGCAGUUUGAACUGCCAGCCACAAGAACCCUCGAAUUCACAGGCAACCGAACAGUGCCGAUUUUGUCGUGUGGUGGAGACAAGCAGAAUUUCACAGUCAUUGCUGCGGGCAUCAGCCGGCAGUAG
Porites lobata is the source of this 765-nucleotide messenger RNA. NCBI's taxonomy places the organism in Eukaryota, Metazoa, Cnidaria, Anthozoa, Scleractinia, Poritidae. The record is from the annotation of a GenBank genome assembly.